Messenger RNA from Homalodisca vitripennis (glassy-winged sharpshooter), 5581 nucleotides. It is a transcript of the gene RapGAP1, whose product is annotated as rap1 GTPase-activating protein 1. NCBI's taxonomy places the organism in Eukaryota, Metazoa, Arthropoda, Insecta, Hemiptera, Cicadellidae. Gene Ontology annotation, cellular component: cytoplasm. The record is from RefSeq and is a predicted model, not a curated record. The transcript has 9 exons. The coding region runs from base 1 to 1497 and encodes 498 amino acids. Gene Ontology annotation, biological process: activation of GTPase activity; regulation of small GTPase mediated signal transduction. Gene Ontology annotation, molecular function: GTPase activator activity.
AUGAGGAUAAACCACAACCCAGCUCCAACCCCCUACCUGACCGUUUCAUACAUUUACAAGUUAAAUAGCUUACAUGUUGUUUGUGUCCAGCUGCUGAAUGAUCAACUGACAGUUACCAGUCUUCAGCCCGUAUUAUGUCCUCGAGCCUCCGAACUGAUCGCAGAGUACGACGAACAUGUUCUUGUCUCCAACUUCAAGUUUGGAGUGCUGUACCAACGUUUCGGCCAGACCAGUGAGGAGCAACUCUUUUCCAACAAACAUUCAAGUCCAGCCCUUGAUGAGUUCCUGAACUUGCUCGGUCAGAGAAUUCAACUCAAAGAUCACAAAGGUUACCGUGGCGGCCUAGAUACUCAGUAUGGCCAGACUGGAGAUGAAGCUAUUUACCAAAACUUCAAGGGUAGACAGAUCAUCUUCCAUGUGUCGACAUUACUGCCUUAUACUGACAACGAUCCCCAGCAGUUGCAGAGGAAGAGGCACAUAGGCAACGAUAUAGUGGCAAUUGUGUUCCAAGAGGACAACACUCCGUUCUCCCCCGACAUGAUAGCGUCCCACUUCCUCCACACUUACAUUGUAGUACAAGUCUUAGAACCAAAUAGUCCAAAUACCAGGUACAAAGUGAGUGUCACAGCACGAGAUGAUGUUCCUUUCUUCGGUCCCACGUUACCCAGCCCUGCCAUCUUCAGGAAAGGCCCGGAGUUCCAGGAGUUCCUCUUGACAAAGUUGAUAAAUGCUGAGAAUGCCUGCUACAAGGCUCACAAGUUUGCCAAACUUGAGUUGCGGACGAGGACCUCUCUGUUGACUACGCUGUGUGACGCACUGCGAGACAAGACACGAGACUUCCUUGGCGCCGAUGGCUCAGAGGGAGCUCCUGACACUCCCAAGUCCGAAGGUGGGCCCGGGACCCGGUUCAUAGACACAGUACGGAAAGCCCUUAUUGCCAGGGUUCGGAACCCUAAUGUCACCACCGAGACUAACAACAACAACACUGCCAAGAAAACACCUGUAGGAAGUGUCCCCGACACUCCCACACCAGUGAGUGGACGAUCAUUGUCUAAAGGGAGUAGUGGCGGCAAGAAAAGCUCCCCCUCUUCUCCUGUUUCAAGUCCUGAUAUUCAUUCACACAGAACUUUGAGGGUGUCUGAGAGUGACUCAUCAUCGCUCAACAGUGUAGAGCUGGACGCAGCUGUGUAUGCCGACAGUGACACAGGACUGGAGAGCAUGUCAUCUGCCGAGACACCCAACAAAGUGUGCAGUAUGUGUCUGGAGAGUGGGGACAGCAAGGCAGCCGACUCCCUGCGUCAGGAAGUCACACGGCUCAAAUGUGAUAAACUGGACCUGCUCCGUCAGAAUGUUACAUGCCAGAGAGAAAUAAAGCGGCUUCGUGAGAAAGAACUUGCUUUACAGUCUGACCUGGCAAAUGCAUCUAAGGAGAUUCUGAGGCUCCGAGAGUUGCUGAAGGAGUACACAACGGCAGGCAGUGAAGGCUCAGCCGUCUGAAUGGCACAAAUACUAACUGAUACUUCGCCUCUUGCUAUGAAUGAAACAGCCAGUCUAGCAGUUACGUGUUGUGAAACAUAGAACACUUUCAUUCAUUAUAUUUGUAUGUUUUAAAACUCAUAAUUAAGGUAAAACCGAUCUCUGAGUUUGAUUUGAAACACAAUACCAUAAUAUGUAUUAUAACUGCAGUAUUAAUUAUAAGAACACAAAAAUUAUAUCUUAGAUUUUUAUUCAAAAUGGUUAAAAAAGAUUUUUAUAGGUUUAUAUUUGUAUUAGAAUGAGUUGCAAACUCUUGGAUUUAUUUGUAAUAUUUGUUAAUCUUCACAGUAUUUUCAUAAAGGACUUUAGAAAUUACAUUUAUUUUGUCCAAUAUGCUCUCAAUUAAUUUAUUGGUGAAUUCUCUUAGUACUUUUAGAGGCACAAUGCCCUUUAAAGCUACUUCUUAUAAGGAUUUACGAUUGUCAAUUGUCUAAAUGUUAGUUUGAACACUGAACAUACCAUAAUCACAACACCAAUAAGUGUGAAUUAUCAGUAUAAAACUUUGUAGAGAUUGCUCUAACUAAGGUGGUGUCUUUGUCUCCGUUAUCGCUACGGUAACAUAAGCUGAUUGUGUUUGACCUUAAAACAAGUUAAGAGAGUGUAAUUGCAGUACAGCAAAACACACGGGGGCGGGAGUAAGUAGCAAGUAGAAUAGAGUUGUGUGGAGAAUAUUAACUUUCUCCCGCUUACUUUACCUGAUCACACUUGCCACCCUAGUUUGAUGCAAUCUUUACCGCUUACAAGUAAUGAGAUAAAUUAUCGAUGUUGAGUGUGAUUGGUGUUACAUGUCAUAACAUUCUCCUUAGUACAUAACACUGCAUUUCUCGAUCUACUACUUCUCUUUAUCUCUCUUGAAACCCUCUGUGCUUACAACUACACAAGAUCAGAGAGAAGUGAUGUUGGGACAAUUCUGUGAUACACAAUAAAAGGAUACCUAAUUUUUUUCUUUAGAAAAGUCAUAUAUUUGGCCACUGAAGAUUUAAAAAUAAAUAUUUAAUAAACAUAAAGUACAGGUAGAUUUGUUAAUUCCAUAAGCCUUCUGAUGUAAGAAGCAAAUUUUAAGUGUGAAAAUACACUUAAUUAUGAUUGUUUUGAAUUAUUGGCCCUAUAAGUGGUAACUGAAUAACUUAUUGUGAAUGUUGUCAACUAUUUAUGUUCAUAAAUGUUAUUAAGAACAUAAUCUAAUGAACGUUAUACUGAUUCAAAAUAGAAAGAGGAAAUAUGCUGGGUAUAUAAAUCCUUUGUACUGUGAGGGAAAUAUAUCUUAUUUAUCUCACAUUUUAAAUUAUGAAACUUUAUAUAAGUUUAUGUGAUAUAUCAGCAUACAUAGGAUAUUCAAACAUAGAGACCAAACUGCCAAUAACCAAAGUAACUUAAACAUUGGCUAUGUUAAAUAAAAUGCAUGAUAUUUGGUUUUCAUGAAAAGUACGGAAUAAUUAGUUACCCUGCAAGCACAAUAGAGUGAAAACAACCACGGUGCCUAAACAUUAGUUUUUGUUUAAAACAUGAAAAAAUUUAAAAGUUUUGCAUAUAAAUGAUUAGUAAAAUGUAUUUGCCACUUAUAGGGCUUAAUAGUUCUGAAGUUAUAAACUUAUACUGGCUAAAAAUGAGGACAUCCUGUAGCCUUUUCAGAAUUAACUAUUGUGUUAAAACUCCAUUUUGAUUAAACUGUAAGUUUCCAUUGUGUACAAAAUUCAAUUUGAAUAUGCCUAUAUAUCUGCCAAAUUGUAAGUUUACAGAUCAAAAUGUGAACACAAAUCAGGUUAUUUUUUGUUCCAAUGUCAUUGAUACUGUUAAGUGUUAUUGGACACUUUGUGGAAGUAGUUAUAAGUCUUACUGAUCCAUCAAAUAAAUGUUACAUCAUUGUUUAAAGCAUAAUAAACUAAAAACAACAUAACACUCAGCUUCUUUUAAUUUUGAAAUAAUGUGAUAUGUUCUCAAACUGAACGAUUUUAAUAGUGUUGGAGGAAGGCAUGAAAUUAUAUAAUACAAUGUUAAUGUGUUUUCAGAGUUUAUAAUGACAGUUAGUGAUGUGUUAGCUGUGCAGGAAUUAUGAGAGGAUUCUUUUUAGUUUAUGUAUUGUGAAGUUUUAUUUUGUAUAGUAUAAUAAAGUAAUAAAUUACCAAGUGUAUUUAUAAGUAGAGUUAUUUUGUACAAACAACACAUCAUUUGAAGCAAGAGCUGUUUUUGUCGUAAUAUUUUCAUUAAAAGAGUUAUAUUUCUACAUUCCACAUUUUGAGCGCAAACCAACCUUCGCUGUUGCGUUAUGUGAGUUGUACAUAUUUUGUUUUAUAACCUUAAAGUUUGAGUUAUGAUUGGUUUAUUCUUUGAUAAAUCGUUUUAGUUUUUCCUCUAUUGAACGUUUUGUUUGUUUGGAUUGUAGAUGGAUAUGUAUUGUAUUGUAUGUAUAAAAUGUAAGAUAGGUUGGUGGAAAAGUUGUAGACAAUCCCUGCAUCACCAUGUAAAUUAUAAGCACAUACCAAAGCUAACAUUCCAGUCUACUGGAUCUUUAUUAUUUAUUGAGCUUUCUCUAUCUAAUGUAAAUAAUGUUACGCAUAAGAUAUAUAUAUAAAUAUAAGAUAUUUUUAGAAAUCGAAUUGUGAUUGAAUGAUACAAAGUCAAAGAAACAGAUCUAGAUAUAGUUAUGGAAAAGUUUAAGAUGAAUCUAUUUUCUCAGAAGUUGUGAGUAACCUAGAUUCUAGUUAGUGUUGAACUACUGUAUUUAUUCUCUGUUGUUAUUCCACCUGAGUGAAUCAAGUAAACGUGGCUUUGGAAAAGUCACGUUUACAACUGAUUAAUACUAAUGUUCUUAAGCACCAACUGUUUUACAGUUUAAAAUAAUUGUACAUUUUGUUUGAUAUGUGACAGAAUUAUUGAACCGGAUUUGUAGUUAAAACAAGGAUAUAAAAGUUUCUGAAACAAAAUUAAUAGUUCUCUAAGUAACGUAUGUUAAAACUAAACAAAAACAUGUUUGCUGUGUGCCUUCUUUAUGUUUUUAAUGUUUCAACUGUUGAUGAGUUCAGUUGAAAGGGAACAGUGUUUUUACAUCACUAUUUUAGGAAUGCCAUGGGCAGUAAAAUAAGAUAAAUGUGAACAAAACUAUUGAAUUAAUCUAUGUAAAUUGUUAUAUUAAAAUGCUAGAACUGUUAUGUACCUCAACUUAUUUAAGAAAUAAUCAACCAUUUAUUGCUACACUCAAAUGUCAUCUGAUGAGAAAUAAAAAGUCAAUUACUCAUACAAUAAUAUUUUAUUUUUUAUAUGACAUGUCAUUUAUAUUUCAUUUACUAAUAUCUGUUAAUUUUACAUAAUACAUAACCAAUAAUUGAUACUGAUUUGUCUUAGCCAAGUAAAUAUUUUCACAUGUUUUGUUGUGAUCAUGAGAAAAAAACUUCUCCAUAUAAUUCCUUCAGUUAUCACACAUUAACAACCCAAUACAAUCUUAGUACUAGUUAAAGUGAUGUUUUCUUCUGUCUGAAAUCAAAAUGAUACAAAAGCAAUUAUUUCUUUUUGAAGUUCUGAAUACUAUUUACUGAAAAAUUUAUUUUUUCAUACAUAAGUCUUGAACUUAAUGAACAAGUUAAUAAUUUAUGAAGCAAUUUAAAAAUACUAAAGUAACCAUUGUUUACAUAAUAUUUAGUCAGUAAUGGACCAUAUUAUGAUUUUAAUUUAAAAAUAAUGGUUAAAACAAUAAGAAACUGACUCUUUUUACCUCAAUUUUUGGAUGAUUCAGUUUUCAAACUAUUUUUUCAACAUAUUGUAAAAUUGAUUUAAAUUUACCCCAAAACGAUUUGAAUAAAUUGAAGGAACAUGUGAGUUGGGUUUAGGAAAUAAUCUUAUCCAGUUUAAAAAAGUGUUUAUUUCCUUUAUCUAUAUGUUGUAAUUUUUUUGAAAGAAUUAAAUUAUUUUAUUUGUAUCACAGGUGCUAGAAACAAGUUUUGUAAACUAUGUUUCUUCUUAUAGUGCAAUUGAAACUGUUAAAACUGUUAGAAUAGUUGGCACAUAUAAUUGUAAAUACAAAGGAAUUACAUUACAAUGUCAAAUACAA